UGGACAAUGCCCGAUACAACAACUGACGUGGGUUGGAAUUGGAGGGACUGAGAAGCCACCCUCGAAAUGGCGGCAGCGGCAUCAUCACCGUCGUCAUCGCCAGUACGGUGGUGGAGGACGGCGUUUCUAACAGUGAGGGACAAAACCCUAACAACUCCUUUACGCACUCCAAUCCCCGAACUCCUCCAUCAUUCCAUCUUCUCCCAUUCCCAUACUCUCCUCUCCGCCGCCCCCGACCUCCCUCCUCAGGAAGUCACCUCCCAUUUGCUCUUCGUCAUGGAGCUCGUCACCGCGAAGCCUCACAGCGGAGAAGACCUUACUCCGACCUUCACUCACAUAACUCACUUGAUCCAUGACAUCUCCCAUCGCAUUCCUCUCGUAAUCAAUUCAGCUUCGUGGACUCUCCUCCUCGACUUCGUCAACAAAAUGCUUCGCUAUUUCAUCGGCUCUUCGUCGUUCACGCAGGUUAUGGAAGCUCUACAGACUCUAAGGCGUGUUAUGAGCACGUAUCAGAGGAAACGCUCGAUGGCGGAGGAGGUUCUGCUGGUGAAGUUCCUGCUGCGAAUCAUUGAGAGCUCUCACGCAGAGUUGAGCUGCUUUUCAAACUCGAUUCUCAACCAAAGCUCGGUUCUUGAAGUUGGGAAGAGAAUGCCGGUCCCUCGAUAUGGAAGCUUAUGGGAAAUUCAGACACUUGCGUUUACUAUGGUUGGAGAGGCAAUCUCCCGAGUUGGCUCAUACUUUCCAUUGGACAUCUGGAGAUCAACGAUUGAGGUGAUGGAUGGCUUGGUAGCUAAAAGCCAGCUUAUGGAAGACGCUUUUAUGUCCAGGCCUCCACACCUGCGCCAAGGGGACAAUUCAAAUAUGAAGCAGAGUGAAGCUCGGGGUUCUCAAAGUUUAUCAGAUCAUGAAUCUUCCGCGAAUGAGUUUGCAUUGUCAGAUUCAGAUUACGGUGACAGUGAUGGAUCAAUUAAAGACACUGACAACAUUCAGAAAUCAAAAGUCCGAGUAGCUGCCAUUGUUUGUAUACAGGAUCUUUGUCAAGCUGAUUCCAAAUCAUUUACUAGCCAAUGGACGCUGCUUUUGCCAACCAGUGAUGUACUGCGACCAAGGAAAUAUGAAGCAACACUAAUGACAUGCUUGCUAUUUGAUCCUUAUCUAAAGGCACGGGUUGCUUCUGCAUCAACCCUGGAAGCAAUGUUGGAUGGCCCAUCUUCUGUGUUUCUCCAGGUAGCAGAGUUCAAGGAAUCUUCUAAACGUGGAUCUUUCAAAGCGCUUUCAAGUUCCCUUGGACAUAUACUAAUGCAGCUUCAUACAGGUAUUUUAUACUUAAUUCAAUGUGAAACUCAUAGUAGAUUGAUGGCAUCCCUGCUCAAGAUUCUCAUGCUUUUGAGAUCAUCUACACCAUAUUCAAGAAUGCCUGGAGAGUUGAUGCCAACAGUUUUUACAUCUCUACAAGAAAGGAUGAAAAAUGGGUUUACAUUCAAAAGUGGUCACACUGGUCUGCUGGCUUCUUCUAUUAGUUGCUUGACAACUGCUCUGAAUAUCUCACCUUCUUCACUGCAAGUUAAAGAAAUGGUUCUGGUAGAGAUAUCGAAUGAUUUUGUUGAGGCUACAAAGAAGUCAGGUGUUCUCUUUAUGCUAUUCCGAUUUUCAGAACAAGUUAGCAACCCAACGAUAUGCUUUGAGGCUCUUCAGGCGCUUAGGCUGUGUCCCACAAUUACCCAAGCAUAAUGUUCUGCUGUUGGGAACGAAUUUCCACCAUUGUUUAUGGCGUUUUGAGGGCAGCUACUCAUGAAGUGCCUACAGGAUCUUGGAAGGGAAAUACUGGAAAUUUUGUCGGAUUUAUUGGGGAAAAGGUCAUUACAGCUACUAUUAAAGUUCUGGACGAAUGUCUACAUGCAAUAUCAGGAUUUAAAGGAACUGAAGACCCUUUAGAUGAUAAGUUACUUGAUGCUCCAUUUAUUUCGGACUGCGUAAGGAUGAAGAAAGUUUCAUCGGCGCCAUUGUAUGAACCAGAGAACUCAGAAAAUACAAUAGAUGAACCCACAUCAUGUCAAUCUGGAACGGAGCAGUGGUGUGAGGCAAUUGAGAAGCACAUGCCUCUGAUUCUGCACCAUACUUCUGCAGUGGUGAGAGCAGCAUCAGUUACAUGUUUUGCUGGUAUAACCUCUUCUGUAUACUUCUCAUUCCCAAAG
Molecule: messenger RNA, 2195 nt
Organism: Malus domestica (apple)
Lineage: Eukaryota; Viridiplantae; Streptophyta; Magnoliopsida; Rosales; Rosaceae
Source: RefSeq, a predicted model, not a curated record